Molecule: messenger RNA, 2517 nt
Organism: Anopheles coustani
Lineage: Eukaryota; Metazoa; Arthropoda; Insecta; Diptera; Culicidae
Exons: 11
Coding region: 1-2517 (838 amino acids)
Biological process (GO): proteolysis
Molecular function (GO): zinc ion binding; metallocarboxypeptidase activity
Source: RefSeq, a predicted model, not a curated record
AUGGAAAUAAAAAUUUCCUCUGUGUUUUUGGUGGCGUGUGCGUUGGCUUUGCUAGCCACCGUAGAUGGGAAACUUCGCUAUGAAAACUAUGGAGUGUACAAAAUCGAUAUCACGAACGCUGAUCAGCUGACCUUACUUCAAAGGCUAGAAUCGUCGCCGAAUGGGUAUACGUUUCUAGAGUAUCCUGCUCAGGUGAACACGAGCGUGGAAGUUGUGAUUCCACCGAGCGAAAAGUUUAGCGCAGACAGACUUUUCAAGAAGCACAGCAUCGGAUCAACACUGCUUACGUCCAAUCUAAAACAGUACUACAAGCAGAUACUCGAUAAGGAGCGUCCGUCCCGCAGGAAGCUGGAGGGCUUUGGUUGGGAUGAUUACCACACGCUAGAGGAAAUCUACGAAUGGAUCGACGAAAUGGUAUCGCAGUACCCGUCGGUGCUGUCGGUGGAUACGAUCGGUCAAACGUAUGAAGGCCGGGACAUGAAAGUAAUCAAGCUUUCGUAUAAAUCCGGCAACGUGGGUAUUUACAUCGACGCAAAUAUACAUGCCCGCGAGUGGAUAACGUCGGCAACGAUUACGUGGGUCUUGAACGAGCUACUUACGUCGGAAGAACCCAACGUGAGGUUUAUCGCUGAAAACUACGACUGGUACAUCGUUCCCGUGGCCAAUCCGGAUGGUUUUGCGUACACACAUACCACGGAACGUCUGUGGCGCAAAACCAGAACUCAGCAUAAUCUACUUUGCUAUGGGACAGAUCCGAACCGAAAUUUUAACUUCCAGUGGAACAAUGGAGGAACUUCAACAACACCCUGCUCGGAUACCUAUUCAGGCCCGGCACCAGAAUCCGAGGUUGAAGUAAGCAAUUUGACCACUUUCAUCAGAUCGAUCGCCGCCAACGUCAAGCUGGCAUUGUCGAUUCACUCUCGCGGCCAGUACAUUCUGUUUCCAUUUGGUUACACUAAUGCACCAAGAGCUUACAACUACCAAGACCUGCUGCAGGUCGGACAGCGGGCCUCAGUUGACAUGUACAAGCUGUACAACAAACCCUACCGCGUGGGUACGACCGCAGAUGCCCUUUAUAUUGCAUCGGGUAUCUCCGUUGAUUGGGCAUUCGCCGUCGGUGGAAUCCCGUUGUCGUACACCUACGAGCUGCGUGAUCAGGGAGAGUUCGGAUUUAUACUGCCGGCCGAGCAGAUUGUACCGAACGGUGAAGAGUUGUUGGAAGGAUUCAUAGCCAUGAUUGACGAGGCCAGAGUGCUGGGAUACAUGACGAUGUGGAUCAAGCUUGCUUUCUUCGUACUGGCCGCCUGCGCCACCGGUGGCUCCGCCGAACAGGCCCGGUUCGACAACUACCGCGUCUAUGAGGUUUCCAUCGACACCGCCCGGCAGCUGCAGGCAUUGCAGCAGCUGGAACUGAACUCCGAUGGAUACAGCUUCUGGGAGUCGCCGGUGCAGACCAACAUGCGGCUCAGCAUCGUUGUGCCACCGCACAAGUUUGCCCACUUCGAGGAACUGUCCAAGGCACUGGCCCUUAAGACGCGACUGCAGAUUGAGGACUUCCAGAAAGUGAUCGAUGCCGAGCGUCCGAACCGUAGCACUCGCGCUACCUUUGGCUGGACCGACUACUACACUGUCGAAGAGAUCUAUGCCUGGAUGGACGAAAUUGUCGCUCAGAACCCAUCCAUCCUGACCGGCACGGUGUACGGCAGAUCCUUCGAAGGACGCGAUUUGAAGGCUAUCAAGCUGUCGCAAAAGGCCGGCAAUCCCGGUAUCUUCAUUGAGGCCAAUAUUCACGCACGUGAAUGGAUCUCGUCCGCCACCGCUACCUGGCUGCUGAACGAGCUGCUCACCUCUACCAACCCGGCCGUGCAGGAUCUGGCACAGAACUACGAUUGGUACUUCAUCAUGGUGGCCAAUCCAGACGGUUUGGCCUACACCAAGACCACCAACCGUCAAUGGCGCAAGACCCGUCAGCCAGUGAACGACCUGUGUGUCGGAACUGACCCGAACCGCAACUUCGACUACUUCUGGAUGAACGGUGGAGCUUCUUCGGUACCGUGCUCCGAUACUUUCGCCGGACCGGCACCAUUCUCCGAGCCGGAAACGAAGGCUAUGGCCGAUUACUACGCAACCAUUGCGGACAGAAUCAACAUUCAGUUCUCGUUCCACUCCUAUGGUCAAUACCUGUUGACUCCGUUCGGUUUUAGCGGAGCACCUCAGCCGUCCAACAACGCCGACUUGCAGCAGAUUGCCACCGUAACGGCUGCCGCCAUUCAGGCUACUUUCGGCACGCGUUACACCUACGGUAACAGUGCCAGCGUGCUGUACGUCACCUCUGGAAGCACAGUCGACUACUUCGUUGGAGUCCAUGGAACGAGGCUGGGAUACACCUUCGAGUUCCGCGACACCGGAGCCACCGGAUUCGUGCUGCCUGCCAAUCAGAUCAUUCCUAAUGGCCAGGAAACCCUUAAUGGACUCAUUGCCUUCGUCGCCGAAGCCAAGCGUUUGGGAUACGUGUAA